Messenger RNA from Fusarium mangiferae, 2445 nucleotides. RefSeq lists its product as uncharacterized. The transcript is spliced from 3 exons. Bases 1 to 2445 code for a protein of 814 amino acids. The record is from RefSeq and is a predicted model, not a curated record. Lineage: Eukaryota; Fungi; Ascomycota; Sordariomycetes; Hypocreales; Nectriaceae.
AUGAGUCUUUGCAAGAUAUGCCUCACAGCAGUGCCGGACCUUCCUGAAAUCGCGAUUUCCUCUGACAGUCCUUACGAAACAAAAGGGCCAUUGUCAGGAAUUCGAAAGUGGAAGAAGCAGACGCGUCCAGAUCGGCCGUUGGAAAUAUUAUGGUCCAGCAGAGGUCAAAGCCCUAUGCAUCUAUCAUGGGAGGCAUUUCUAACAUCCCUGGAUGCUGAUUGUCCUGUUUGCUGGAAGAUCUGGCGGACUAUUCGAUCCUCAUCAGCUGCGUCACCACACGAUAGGCAUAUUGAUGAGUUUGGAGCUAGUCUUACUACUGCAACCUACAAACCCGAUGAUGGCCAGUAUACGAUGGGGAUCUGGGUAACUGGCAAGAGUCUGGAACCGACACAGUUCCGAUUUCGCAUUUGGAAGACUACCAGGGAGAUAUUCGAGCAGGCGGAAAGGGAGACUCCAAUACCCGUCCAGCAUACGCCUCAGUCUGCGGCACUUGUUACGAAUCGUUGGCUUGGUAUAUGUGACACCAAGCAUUCUUUAUGCAUGCAGAGGAAACCUUCGUCCCCAGAUGCGAAAAUGCCGAAGCGAUUAUUAGACCUCGGUGGCAAGGACUCGACAACAUGGUGUAUUUUCGAGACUCAACAGGCUAAAGUCCCCUACGUCACGCUUUCGCAUCGAUGGUCCGAGAAUACGCCCACUCUACUUGAAGAAAACUGCCAGGAGUACUGCAACCCUCAAUCCGACAGUCUCUUCCCUCACGACUACAGAGACGUUGUAUCCAUUUGUCGGGCAAUUCCCAUCCGCUAUAUCUGGAUCGACUCUCUUUGUAUUAUCCAAGACGAUGACGGUUCCGACUUUCGGCAUGAAGCCCCAUUGAUGAUGGACUUCUAUCGCUAUUCCUUCCUCACGAUCAUGAUUUGCUGGGAAGUAUCUGAUGCCACCGUCUUUCGCAAAUGUCGACCCCGCAGCAUAGCAAGACCAAAACCACCUUCCUAUUGUCAGCCCACUGAUGAAGGAGAUGAUCAGCAAUCACCAAACAAAGCUGAUCACGUUUUCGUCGAGCCUCUAAAUCUGACUGAUUACAGGACGGACGUGAUCAGAUCCCCCAUAAAUCGCAGGGCGUGGGUUCUGCAAGAACGGUGCCUGUCUAGGCGGAUCCUGUGUCUUGGAAGUGACCAACUAUGGUGGGAAUGUGAUGGUAGUUCCGUGGAGUCUCGCGUCACAAGCGAAGCUUCGCCUUGGGGUGACUCACAGUCGCACGAUCGGGGGACUUUGCACAGCCUCGCGGACGAUGACCUUGCAUAUUCCUGGGGUUGGGUGCUUGAGAGGUAUACCAAUUGCGAACUUACCUAUGAACAAGAUAGGUUCAUUGCCUUAUCAGGGCUAGCAGGUGUAAGAGCCAAAUUAUCAGGAGAUACAUAUUUCGCUGGCAUGUGGCUCGAAAGCUGGAUGCAGGGUCUUCUCUGGCACCCAGAAAGACCAAGAUACCAGGUUGAUCAGAAAAAGUCUAUACUUGUGAAGGCACAGACUAUGGUUAUGCCUUCAUGGUCUUGGCUUAGCUUUUCCGGUUCCAUUCUUGAGGGGGCAUCCAUGUGUGACCAAGGGCCAAGGAUCUCACUAUCGGAUCCCAACUCAUUCGAAUCCCAUAUCUUCCGGCCAUUAGCUCUACUAAGUGAAAGUAUCUUGACUCCAGCAGAUGCCAACCCAUUUACGUCUUUUGAUCAAGCUAUCUUGCGGAUAAGGUGCCUCCUGAUACCGGUUCAAUUUAAAGGAACUGUCGACAUCAAGAACGCGACUUAUCUUUUUUGGCAGGAUCAUAACCAGGACCAUGAUAUUGAACUUUGUUCAAUUGGGUUGGAUCGGUUACGACUGCUGGGUUGCGAGGGACAGCAGCAACACGCAACAUUCCGAUUUCAAUUCAGCAAGAUCCCCGAUGAUUAUUUGCAUCACUUCCUUAUUCCGCUGUACCUUCGUCGAGACAACGCGAUCAUGCCCAUCAAGCCUAGUGAUAAGGACACCGAGGCCUUCGGACUUAUCGUUGAGGAGACGCUUAAUAAUGACAGUGACCGUGAGUUUAUCCGGGUCGGGAUGUGGGGAGAGGAUUACCGGUAUCCCUCCCAACUUGGGCCUUUGAUCAGCAAUACCAUCAUAUCGCAGGGCAUUGGGGAGGCAUCCCCAGGGGAUAACGUUAAUGAUCGGACAGAAGCGGAGCGCAUUUUUGAGAUGAAACUUCGGGAGUAUGCAUUAGAACAUUCCUCCUCUGAUGUGAAUUUUCCUGUGAGCGAUAAAGAAACCCCUAUGCAGCAUAGGGCAGGCGUUACAGCUGAUGUCGAAGCGGAAAUCGAAGAGGAUCCAUUUAAGUUCAAAAUGAUGGACUAUAGGAUGAUUCGAUGUUCAUUACUGCCUCAUUUUGCACAAUCAGAGUGGGCUACUAUUUCUCUAAUUUAG